Messenger RNA from Colletotrichum destructivum, 2800 nucleotides. RefSeq names its product Putative tetratricopeptide-like helical domain superfamily. The transcript has a single exon. NCBI's taxonomy places the organism in Eukaryota, Fungi, Ascomycota, Sordariomycetes, Glomerellales, Glomerellaceae. Bases 96 to 2645 code for a protein of 849 amino acids. Gene Ontology annotation, molecular function: protein binding. The record is from RefSeq and is a predicted model, not a curated record.
CUGACCCGAAUCUAUACCUACCAUGAGCUUCUAUUGCGCCUGAAGCUACAACUCUACUCAUUCCCUCUCCAUGUUGACCAGCUACGUCUUUCCUUAUGUCUCAAAGAACCCUUUUUCGUGACAUAGCAUGUCGAAACACAUUUGUUUGCCAGUCUUGCCGUUCGAUAUUCAAGUCCUCGCCCCCGCAGUCAUGGGCUAUUCGAUAUAGCUCCCGGGUGGCCCAGCUAGGAGCUCGUCAACGGUCCAGCACUCAGACAACACAAAACAACCACUCUGCUACGCAGUCUUCUCGAGCCGAUCCCAAUACGAACACAGCCGCUGCUGCACUACUGAAGGAGCUCACGCAAAAACGAACUGGCGAACCGAUCUUGAAGUUCUUCGAAAAGGGCGAAACAGGCAAGGUCCAGCAGCUUGGGACCGAGGAUGCAUUCACAGAUUCCGUAGGCGGAGUGGCCGAUCUAGAAAAGGACCUCAAGCUUGACAUUGCAUCUGAUAUGCGAAGCAUCUUGUCGCGGCUCCAAGAAGAGGGCGCCUUGGCAACCUACGGUAUUACGGAUGUCGAGUCCAUUGCGAAGGAUUUCGAGGGGAAAUUGGGAGAUGCCAGCAACCCUGAAGAUAUGAUGGCGAGGCUUGACGACUACAUUAAGGACCUGGAGAGUCAGCUUGAUGCUGCUGGAUUCGACGUCAGCGGGUUUGAUGAUUCGAAUCCCGUGGCGACUAUGGAUGUCAUCGAGGCGACGUCUCGCCAGGACCCUUCGAAACGAAAGAAGCAUCCCCCGAUUCCACAGAUCCCCGAAAACGUAUGGAGCUUCAACCAACGAAAGCGUAUUGCACGACUGAAUGCUCUACUCUCGCGAACGACCAAGGAAAUACGGAGAGGGGAGAAUGUGACCGCAAAGACUGCUCAGUCAGUGUGGAAGACGUACAGUGCGGCGCGACAAUCUCUGGCAAAGGCAUGGGCGCAUGUUCCUCAAGAUGUAUGGAAUUUUCUCUGGGAGGUUCUGUCACUGGACGAGCCACAGAAUCGGAGCCGACUCACCUAUCUCUCGUUGUUGGCAAGGGAUAUGAGCGAGGCGAAGGUUGCUUUAAGCCCAUCACAGCAGCUGGUGACCGUGGAAGCCAUGUUUGUAGAUGGGUGGGAGACCAAGGCUAUUGAGGGCUGGAAGCGAUGCAUCUCGACACUCGGCGAUAGCGGCGCCGAUACUUUCCAGGAAUUUUGGGAGCUUGGAGUGCGUAUGUUCUGUCAGCAAGGGGAUCUGGCCCAGGCAGAGCGUGCAGUCAACAAGCUGCUGGAGCGUCAGCUCGACCCACGCAUCCUGAUGCCGUACAUCAGAAGCUGCGCCGCGAAUCCCGCAGACGAAGCAAGAACCAAGGCCUGGGACGCUUACCGACGCAUGAGAGACCUUCUCGGCACAUCCAUGAGCCUCGAGGAUUACGACCAAGUGAUCUCCUUCUUCUUGACGACAAACCAAACGGAGCCGGCCCUCCAAGCUUUUGUCGAUAUGAUGAGCUCUGGGACAGUGGAGUUGAAGGGAAGAGAGCGCUUGCCUACCCAGAUCGGCAAUAAGUUCUUCUUUGGGAAAUGGCUGAAACGCCUCAUUGGUGCCGGGGAUCUAGACGGAGCACACAGCGUCUUCAUUUUCAUGCGCUCUAAGGGCAUCGAGGCAGCCACUAUCCAGGUAAACGGACUCAUCGGCGCUUGGCAGAGGUCCGGCGGUGCCGACAACCUUGAAAAGGCGGACAAAUUGGCAUGGGACAUGAUCAAUGCCCGCAUCAACUUCGUCCGCAACCGACGUCGGCUGUCUUCUAUGGAGGGGCCGGUUCGCAUCGUCGAAGUCAAUGGAAAUGCCGAACUGGGCGCCAUGCCAAAGGCUACUCUCGAGACGUUCUCUUUGCUCGCCGAAAACUACCGCAUUCGACGCCUGCAGGGCGAGAUAGAGAAGCUCUGGGACGCCUUCAGAAAAGCAGAGAUCAGCCCAGAUGCCUUUAUGAUGAACCAGCUGCUGGAGUCGUACUCCCAGAACGGCAACGUCUUCGAGGCACGGCAGCUCUACCGGUCGCUUGUGUACGAACGCAAGGUGAAACCGGACCCGUACACGUUCAUGGCGUUGUGGAAGAUGCUGGGCGCCAACAGGCUGCACAAUGUCAGUGGCGAGGAGCUCGACAACGAAGUCAAGGUCACGCGCGAGACCUUUGCGGAAAUGGUUCGCUUCUCGGCCGUCUUCGAGGCCGAAGGCUUCGACGGCCAACUCGCACGCAAGGUGUUGCACACAUUCCGCCGGCUCAAGGACAACCUGGGCAUCGUCACAGCGCUGCGAGCCUUCGAGGUCGUCUUCAAGUUCACGCCACCCGAGGUGCUGGGCCUCGAGAUGCUGCUCGAGACCACCAGCCUUGCAUGGGAGACAGCCCAAGCGAGGCAGAAGCUUCGUCUCGUGAAGCGUAGGAUCGAUGCACACGUCGAGAACCGGCAGAAGCUGCUCGGUCAGUCCACGACGCUGGACGAGAUGACGCCCAAGCAGCGCGGCGAGGAGCUUUCGCAUUACAUGCAGACAGUGUACUUGCAGGAAGUCGGCCCUGUGCCAGAGAGUUACGUUGCACAGGUGGCCAAGGAGAUGGGCGUGUACGAUAUUUUGGCAAAGGCUUAAGAGGCCACGAAUACUCUCUGUAACAAAUAGACUUAGAUCUUGUACACUUAUAAUGACACCUAUCAUGACCACCAAGAAGAAUCCCCUUGUCUUUUUUCCAACUCGGUAGCCAGAUGAUUUACUGAUAACACAUGACACACCAUAUACCUGCCACU